GCUGUUUGCCUAACUCCCCAUGUCGGCGAUGGUGAAAGCCAAGUCUCGGAAGAGCUCUAUGAGCAGUGGCCUGCAAUCCAACAUUUCCAUGUUUUUUUCCUCAAAGAUGUCACAAAAAUCCCCCAGAAGAGGUACAACCAUGUGUUCGACUGCAAACGCAGAAGUCUCUGAUGAGGUGGAGAAUUUGGACAGGGAGAUCACAAGCCUUCUGCUCUCCCCCUUCGCCAUCCCAGAGACGCCGGAGAGCGAGACACGGGCGCCUGCCACGGAGGGACCCCGCUCGCCCGUUUCUCGUAGCCCACGCUCCAGAAGCUUAAACUGCAAGACCAACCUGAUGGCCAGCAGGUCCUCACUGCCGCAGGAAAAGAGGAGCCCGAAAUCAGGGGACACUUUGGAAGAGAAAAAUGGCAUCAGUCGUUUUGUCUCUGUGAAAAGGUUGAUGGGUUCUGAGAGCCUCCAGAAGACCAAGCGCCCCAGAGUCAGGCAGUUCCAGAGAGAUUUUGAAAAGGAAUCCAGCUCACCGGGAGAAGAUCUAGACACAUUUCUUCAGAUCAUUCGUGACUCUCCUGAUUUUCAAAAUGGCACACCGCAGAAAGGUGACUCGAAGAACACUGAGAGGAAGUCUGGCAAAGUUAAGAGGAUUCUUUCUGAGAAAAACAGUGAGUUUUCUACCUUGUCAGAAAUGAAAAUGGGAAAACUGACUUCAGAGAAGGUGUAUGGUGCUACUGUCUCUAAACAUUCCAAAGAUAAUCAUCUUAAAAAACAUGGCUCAAAUGAAAAUGAAAAAGAAAAUAAGUUUGUCCUCGUUACGGCGCCCAAGACAAACAUGGCGGAAAUGCCUAGUGACAACCAAUCUGACCUUGUAUUGUCAUAUAGUUCUUGGAUAUGUGAUAACAAAAAGCAGAAAAGUGUUCUCAGUUGUCCAGUAAAUGAAAAUAAAUCAUUGAAGGAAUGUUCUGAAGUGCUUGCUGCCCAAGAAAAAGACUUGACAAACUCUGAGGAGAAUUUCACUGAUCUAGAGGACAGCUGGUUUGAUGACAAGAUGGAGCAAAGUUUGGGGGAGCUGAAACUUCAGAAGUCCAACUCUGAAAAGAAGAUUCCAGAACACGUUAUAUUGGCUGCUGGUCACAAAAACCGGUACUGGGUUUUGGAGGUGCAAGAGACCUCUGGGUGUGGAAACUACGCCGAGAAACAUUUAACGAUCACCUGUUCAAAGACCAUGCAGCACACAGAGACCUGCGUUCUAAAGGAUGGCUGGGCUACCACUGCAGUAGCUGUGGGGGACAUCAUUCAUUUGGAAGGAGAGCGUGUUUCCGGCUCAUGGGUGAUCGACAACGACUCUGGUUACCUGGUGCUCCUGCCUGAUCUGCUUAUCUCUGGGACCAGUAUCGCGAACAGUAUUCGAUGCAUGAGACGAGCUGUACUUGGAGAGAUGUUUAAGACGUUUGAUGGCGGCAGCAAGCAGAUGCUGAAUGGAAGCGUAGUUCACGACGUCUUCCAAAAAGCUGCCAUGUCUUUGGACUUCUCUCUGGGGAAGCUGGAGGAACUCGCCAGUGAAGUGCUUCUCAGUCCUAACUACCUCAGACAAAUGUACAGUCUGAAACUGACUCAAGCAGACAUGAAGCAGGAGGUUGAGGAAUACCUGCCCGCCCUGGCUGAGUGGGCAAAAGACUACCUCUACACGUCUCCAGAGGCAGGACACAAGCAGCUGCCUCUUAAACUCCCCAGCGACGGAGCACCGAGCAGGAAUGAGUCACUCAGCACGGUCAUCGUCACCGACUUCGUGGACAUCGAGGAGAACAUCUGGUGUCCGCGCUUCGGCCUGAAGGGGAAGCUGGACGUGACGGCAGGCGUGAGGAUCCAGCGGCGAGGCAGGCCGUGCCUGGACAGGGUCGUGCCCCUGGAGCUGAAGACAGGCAAAGAAAGCAACUCCAUCGAGCAUCGCAGCCAGGUCAUUUUGUAUACUCUCAUGAGCGCCGACAGACGCGCAGACGCUGAGGCUGGUUUUCUCAUCUACCUGAAGACAGGCAGUCUCCACCCUGUAGUGGCCAACCACAUGGACAAAAGAGAACUGCUCAAACUGAGGAACACUCUGGCUCAGCAUGUUGGCAGGAGCCUCACCAGGGUGGAGGGCCGAAGCCGCAUGGCGCCAAUACCUGGCAUCAUCUCGGACCAGCAGGCCUGCAAGUUCUGCCCACAGAGGAGGAACUGUGCCCUGUACAACAGAGCUGUGGAGGGGGUCCUGGGUGCGUGUCCCCCAGAGGCCCCCGAGGGCUUCCUGCGGCCGGAGAGCGAGCACCUGCGCCAGCCCCACCUGCGCUACUUCAGCCACUGGCUGCUGCUCUGCAGCCUCGAGACCCUCACCGUGGAGAGCAAGAGCAGCCGCCGCGGCGUCUGGCUGUGCUCGGCUCAGGAGAGAGAGAAGAGCGGGAGCUGCAUGGGGAACCUGGUGCUGGCCGAGCGCGCGGCCGUGCUGACCGACGACGUGUACUCGCACCGCUUCCAGCGCGGGCAGGGAGACCACGCCCCCGUCGGACUCCUCGUCGGGGACAGGGUCGUGGUCAGCGACCAGGACUCUCGCUUUAUCGGCCUAGCAACAGGAUAUGUAACUGCGGUGACCAACACUACGGUGACCUGUUCUUUGGAUAAGAAUCUCUCCAAGUAUUCCUUGGACAUGGUGUUCCGGCUGGACCAGGAUGAAGGUGCGGGGGGGCUGACCACUCAUCUGGGAAACCUCUCCAUGCUGAUGGAGAACACCCCAACCAGUGAGCGGCUCAGGCAGCUGAUCGUGGAGUACGAGCCUCCUCGGUUCAUCGAGAGUCUCAGCAGUGUCCUGCCCCGAAAUGCCAAGGAUACUGUAGCCACCAUUCUGAAAGGGCUCAACAAGCCUCAGAAGCAGGCCAUGAAGAAGGUGCUACUGUCCAGGGACUACACACUGAUCGUGGGCAUGCCUGGCACUGGGAAGACCACCACCAUUUGUACCCUGGUGCGCAUCCUCCACGCGUGCGGCUUCAGCGUUCUCCUCACCAGCUACACUCACUCUGCCGUCGACAACAUCCUGCUGAAACUGAGGAAGUUUAAGAUCGGCUUCCUGCGCCUGGGCCGCGCCCACAAAGUUCACCGCGACGUCCUGCCCUUCACGGAAGAGCAUGCUCGUGCCCGGGGCGUGCGCACCCUGCAGCAGCUGGAGGACUUCUAUAACAAAGAGCUCGUCGUGGCAACCACAUGCAUGGGGGCGAAGCACCCGAUCUUCAGCCGACGCCGCUUUGACUUCUGCAUCGUGGACGAGGCGUCUCAGAUCAGCCAGCCCGUGUGUCUGGGGCCCCUCUUCUAUGCCCAGCGUUUCGUACUUGUGGGGGACCACCAACAGCUGCCCCCCAUUGUCCAGAACCCUGAAGCCAGAGCUCUGGGUAUGGAUGAGAGCCUGUUCAAACGCCUCGAGCACCACAGAGAAGCCGUGGUUCAGCUGACUGUCCAGUACAGGAUGAACAGUGCGAUCAUGUCCCUCAGCAACGCCCUGAUGUACGAGGGCAGGCUGGAGUGUGGCUCAGAGCGGACGGCCUGCGCCGUGCUGGAUCUGCCCUGCAGGGCAGCGGUAGAGAGGGAGCUGGAGCUGUAUGUGUGUCAGCCCCAGUAUAGUGCCUGGGUCCACACAGCAUUGGAUCCCCAAAAGCCUGUCUGCUUCCUGGACACUUCACAGGUUCCUGCUUUAGAGACAGUGGAGAAGGGCGGUGUUAGUAACCACAUGGAGGCCGCGCUGGUGCACACCAUCGUCAGCCUGCUGAUCAAGGCGGGCUGCAGUGCGGGAGACAUCGGCGUCAUUGCUCCGUACCGGCAGCAGCUGAAGGCUAUCUCAACUCUGCUGGACGUGGAGGCCUUCAGGGCUGUGGAGGUCAACACUGUGGACAGGUACCAGGGCCGGGACAAGAGCGUUGUCAUCGUCUCCUUUGUCCGGAGCCACACGGACGGCAACCUGGGUGAGCUGCUGAAGGACUGGCGCAGGUUGAACGUGGCCAUCACCAGAGCCAAGCACAAGCUGCUGAUGAUAGGCUCUGCCCCCACGCUGCGUCUCUACGCUCCUCUGGAGAAGCUCCUCGCCCACAUGCAGCAAGAAAACAUGGUCUUCCAGCUACCGCCUGCAGCUCCUGAAGCACUGCCAAGACUCUACCUGGGAUAAUGAAAUGAUCCGGCAGGGAAUGACUACUGCUGUCGUGCCGUUAUCUCCCAUCUCCCAAAUCCUGGAAGUAAUGUGAACACUUGUGUGCGUUUUUUUUUUUUUUUGUUUGUUUUUUUUUGUCUUUCUUCUUUCACGCACAUCUUGUUAGGAGUUUCCUCACCAGUGAAAGGGAAAGAAAGCCAAGUCACCAUUAAUAAGUUGAUCAUACACUGUUAUUAAUACCUCAGAGUUGAGCUGUGCCAAGGGCUGACUGAUUUUGCUGUAUGUAAUUCCUACCUCAUUUGUGAGAUUAACCUUUUAAGAACUUUUAUUAACAGAUUUUGUACAUUUAUUUGUAGAUUUUUAAUGU
This is a messenger RNA of Electrophorus electricus (electric eel), 4526 nucleotides long. It is a transcript of the gene dna2, whose product is annotated as DNA replication helicase/nuclease 2. Gene Ontology annotation, cellular component: cytoplasm. Gene Ontology annotation, molecular function: 5'-flap endonuclease activity; single-stranded DNA helicase activity. The record is from RefSeq and is a predicted model, not a curated record. Gene Ontology annotation, biological process: replication fork reversal. Lineage: Eukaryota; Metazoa; Chordata; Actinopteri; Gymnotiformes; Gymnotidae.